AAAUGUUUGGAAACAAAAAAAAGGAGAGAUAACAGGCUAGUGUGAGGCCAAAAGUGGUACUCGACUGCAGACGCAAAAAGCAAGACAGGUUUAUGACAGGAUCUAUGGCUCUGUCUGCCCAUGGGAUUAUGCGCCCCAAGUACAGAACCUUAUUGCAUUCAUCUUUCACUACACAUAAAGUAUCAAACUUGCCUCAACAAUUCAAACUUGAGAGUUAUACUACUAUUACUACUACUUCCAAGAGACCAAUCUCUAUAAACGCCUUGGCAGCAAAGACAACUGAGCACUCUGAUAUCCAAGUCCAAUCACUUCCUCCAAAUUCCGUUAACGGAUGGGCUGCGUUUGCUAAAAAUGUAUCGGGCGAAUGGGAUGGAUUUGGAGCAGAAUUUACCAAGAAUGGUGAGCCGAUUGAAUUACCGGAAUCUGUAGUCCCUGAAGCAUACAGGGAGUGGGAGGUGAAGGUAUUCGAUUGGCAAACUCAAUGUCCUACUCUUGCUCAUGAGGAUGACUCCUUCUCUUUCAUGUACAAGUUCAUCCAGCUCCUUCCCACUGUUGGCUGUGAAGCUGAUGCUGCAACUAGGUAUACCAUCGACGAGAGGAAUAUUACUGAUGUCAAUGUUUCUGCCUUUGCAUAUCAAUCCACCGGAUGUUAUGUGGCCGCCUGGUCCAAUAAUAACAAUGAAAAUACAUGGGAGUUGGAGCAUUGUUUGAUUGAUCCUCGGAAAAAUGAGUCGAGGGUGCGAAUUGUUCAGAUUGUGCGCCUUGAAGAUUCUAAGCUGGUAUUGAAAAGCAUUAAGGUGUUUUGCGAGCAUUGGUAUGGGCCGUUUCGAAACGGUGAUCAGUUGGGUGGAUGUGCGAUUCAAGAUUCUGCAUUUGCUUCUACCCAAGCCUUGGACCCUGCACAGGUCACUGGUGUUUGGGAGGGUAAGCAUGCUAUCUCCAGCUUCGACAAUACUCCUGAAAAAGUUAUUCAAGAGCUUGUUGAUGGCAGCACCAGGAAGACAGUAAGAGAUGAAUUAGAGCUUGUUUUGCUCCCAAGGCAACUCUGGUGUUGUUUGAAAGACAUUGCAGGUGGCGGAACUUGCUGUGAAGUUGGGUGGCUGUUCGAAAAAGGACGUGCCAUGACGUCCAAAUGCAUAUUUUCUGAUAAUGGGAAGUUAAAGGAAAUAUCUAUAGCACGUGAAAGUGCAGCAUCAGCAUAAUAGUGCCAGUUACCUGCAACAUUGGCACAGUCAUAUGGCCAGAGCAGUUAGAAGACAACUGUUCAAUUUCCCUUUCCCAGAAUUAAACUAAUGAACGGGAAGUAUAUAAUUGUAUGUUCAACAUAGUUUUAUUCACAUGUGACAACCAUUCUCUGUAUAAUAUUGGUCUAAGAUAAAUGAUAUUGAUCUGAUAUGAAAGAAAUCGCAGAUGUUUUGAUGGGA
Lycium ferocissimum is the source of this 1424-nucleotide messenger RNA. RefSeq lists its product as uncharacterized. The transcript has 5 exons. Bases 93 to 1202 code for a protein of 369 amino acids. NCBI's taxonomy places the organism in Eukaryota, Viridiplantae, Streptophyta, Magnoliopsida, Solanales, Solanaceae. The record is from RefSeq and is a predicted model, not a curated record.